Molecule: messenger RNA, 4561 nt
Organism: Condylura cristata (star-nosed mole)
Lineage: Eukaryota; Metazoa; Chordata; Mammalia; Eulipotyphla; Talpidae
Gene: PIK3CB
Product: phosphatidylinositol-4,5-bisphosphate 3-kinase, catalytic subunit beta
Exons: 25
Coding region: 146-3220 (1024 amino acids)
Biological process (GO): cell migration; phosphatidylinositol-mediated signaling; phosphatidylinositol 3-kinase/protein kinase B signal transduction
Cellular component (GO): phosphatidylinositol 3-kinase complex; cytoplasm; plasma membrane
Molecular function (GO): 1-phosphatidylinositol-3-kinase activity; 1-phosphatidylinositol-4-phosphate 3-kinase activity
Source: RefSeq, a predicted model, not a curated record
UACACUGCUGAGGGGAGCAGCAGUGUAUCUUCUAAUGUGAAAAAAUUCUUCCAUGAAAACGUUACUUUUAAAAAAUCAGUGAUGGUGCCUGUUUUCCUAAAAGAAUGAGAUGGGGGCUAUCAUUUUGAGGGCCCCUUGGUUAUGAAUGUGCCUCAAUUUCAUAAUGCCUCCUGCUAUGGCAGACAUCCUUGACAUCUGGGCAGUGGAUUCACAGAUCGCAUCUGAUGGCUCCAUACCUGUGGAUUUCCUUUUGCCCACUGGGAUUUAUAUUCAGUUGGAGGUACCUCGGGAAGCUACCAUUUCUUUUAUUAAACAGAUGUUAUGGAAGCAAGUUCAUAAUUACCCAAUGUUUAACCUUCUUAUGGAAAUUGACUCCUAUAUGUUUGCAUGUGUGAAUCAAACUGCUGUAUAUGAGGAGCUUGAAGAUGAAACAAGAAGAUUGUGUGAUGUCAGACCUUUUCUUCCAGUUCUCAAAUUAGUGACAAGAAGUUGUGAUCCAGGAGAAAAAUUAGACUCAAAAAUUGGAGUCCUAAUAGGAAAAGGUCUGCAUGAAUUUGAUGCCUUGAAGGAUCCUGAAGUGAACGAAUUCCGAAUAAAAAUGCGCAAAUUCAGUGAGGAAAAGAUUCAGUCCCUUGUUGGAUUGUCUUGGAUAGAUUGGCUAAAGCAGACAUAUCCACCAGAGCAUGAAACAUCCAUUCUUGAAAAUUUAGAAGAUAAACUUUAUGGAGGAAAGCUCAUUGUGGCUGUUCACUUUGAAAAUUGCCAGGAUGUGUUUAGCUUUCAAGUAUCUCCUACUAUGAAUCCUAUUAAAAUAAAUGAAUUAGCAAUCCAAAAGCGUUUGACUAUUCAUGGGAAAGAAGAUGAAGUUAAACCAGAUGAAUAUGUAUUGCAAGUCAGUGGGAGAGUAGAAUAUGUGUUUGGUGAUCAUCCACUAAUUCAAUUUCAGUAUAUACGGAACUGUGUAAUGAACAGGACCUUGCCCCAUUUCACACUUGUGGAAUGCUGCAAGAUCAAGAAGAUGUAUGAACAGGAAAUGAUUGCCAUCGAGGCUGCCAUAAAUCGAAAUUCAUCUAACAUUCCUCUUCCUUUACCACCAAAGAAAACACGUAUUAUAUCUCAUGUUUGGGAAAACAGCAACCCUUUCCAGAUUUUAUUAGUUAAAGGAAAUAAACUUAACACAGAAGAAACUGUAAAAUAUCUAAGAAUUCCCUUGGCAGUACCAGUAGUGCUAAGGAUUGUAACCAGAACACUUAUGGGAACAGACCUAAAAUCUGUACCAGAUUGUUUGGUUCUUAAGGAGUACCAGAGACAUUAUCCUGUAGCGUGGGUAAAUACAAUGGUUUUUGACUUUAAAGGACAACUGAGAUCUGGUGACAUAAUACUGCACAGCUGGUCUUCAUUUCCUGAGGAACUUGAAGAAAUGUUGAAUCCUAUGGGAACUGUUCAAACAAAUCCAUAUACUGAAAAUGCAACAGCAUUGCAUAUCAAAUUCCCAGAGAAUAAAAAACAACCUUACUAUUAUCCUCCCUUUGAUAAGAUUAUUGAAAAGGCAGCUGAAAUUGCAAGCAGUGAUAGUGCUAAUGUAUCAAGUCGAGGUGGAAAAAAGUUUCUUGCUGUACUAAAAGAAAUCUUGGAUAGGGAUCCCUUGUCCCAACUAUGUGAGAAUGAAAUGGAUCUUAUUUGGACUUUGCGACAAGAUUGUAGAGAGAAUUUUCCACAGUCAUUGCCAAAAUUACUACUGUCAAUUAAGUGGAAUAAACUUGAGGAUGUUGCUCAGCUUCAGGCACUACUUCAGAUUUGGCCUAAACUGCCCCCUCGAGAGGCUCUGGAACUUUUAGACUUCAACUACCCGGAUCAGUAUGUGCGGGAAUAUGCUGUGGGCUGCCUGCGACAGAUGAGUGAUGAAGAACUCUCUCAGUAUCUUUUACAAUUGGUACAGGUUUUAAAAUAUGAGCCUUUUCUCGACUGUGCCCUCUCUAGAUUCCUAUUAGAAAGAGCACUUGCUAAUCGGAGAAUAGGGCAGUUCCUGUUUUGGCACCUUAGGUCAGAAGUGCACAUUCCUGCUGUCUCAGUGCAAUUUGGUGUCAUCCUUGAAGCAUACUGCCGGGGAAGUGUCGGGCACAUGAAAGUGCUUUCUAAGCAGGUUGAAGCACUCAAUAAAUUAAAAACUUUGAAUAGUUUAAUCAAACUCAAUGCAAUGAAGCUAAACAGAGCCAAAGGGAAAGAAGCCAUGCACACUUGUUUAAAGCAGAAUGCUUAUCGGGAAGCCCUUUCGGACCUGCAGUCACCUUUAAACCCAUGUGUCAUCCUCUCAGAACUUUAUGUUGAAAAAUGUAAAUACAUGGAUUCCAAAAUGAAGCCUUUGUGGCUUGUAUAUAAUAACAAGGUGUUUGGUGAGGAUUCAGUUGGAGUUAUUUUUAAAAAUGGUGAUGAUUUACGACAGGAUAUGUUAACGCUCCAAAUGCUACGCCUGAUGGAUUUACUCUGGAAAGAGGCUGGUCUGGAUCUUCGGAUGCUGCCUUAUGGCUGUUUAGCAACAGGAGACCGCUCUGGCCUCAUUGAAGUUGUGAGCACCUCUGAGACAAUUGCUGACAUUCAGCUGACCAGUAGCAAUGUGGCUGCUGCAGCAGCUUUCAACAAAGAUGCCCUUCUGAACUGGCUUAAAGAAUACAAUUCUGGGGAGGACCUGGAUCGAGCCAUUGAGGAGUUUACUUUGUCCUGUGCCGGCUACUGUGUAGCUUCUUAUGUCCUUGGGAUUGGUGACAGACAUAGUGACAAUAUCAUGGUCAAAAAAACUGGCCAGCUCUUCCACAUUGACUUUGGACAUAUUCUUGGAAAUUUCAAGUCUAAAUUUGGCAUUAAAAGGGAACGAGUGCCUUUUAUUCUUACCUAUGAUUUCAUUCAUGUGAUUCAGCAAGGAAAAACAGGAAACACUGAAAAGUUUGGUCGGUUCCGCCAGUGUUGUGAGGAUGCAUAUCUGAUUUUACGACGGCAUGGGAAUCUCUUCAUCACUCUAUUUGCAUUGAUGUUGACGGCAGGGCUUCCUGAACUCACAUCGGUCAAGGACAUACAGUAUCUUAAGGACUCUCUUGCCUUAGGGAAGAGUGAAGAGGAAGCACUCAAACAAUUUAAGCAGAAAUUUGAUGAGGCGCUCAGGGAAAGCUGGACUACUAAAGUGAACUGGAUGGCCCACACAGUUCGGAAAGACUAUAGAUCUUAACGAUCAACCUUUGCUCCUAAUGUGUUUGUUGGUUUGUUUUGUUUUCAUUUUGCACUUGCACUAAAUUGAACAUGACCCUGCCAGAGAUGUUAUAAAGGGAAUGAAAUCCUGGAAUUCACAGUUAAAUUAAAAACAAGUCAUCCCACAAAACCCAAUCUGAACAAUCCCUGAUGACCACUCUCUGCUUUUUUGAAUGCUUCCAAGAUUCAUCAUGAAAACUGUCAACAUUAUGGAUAAUCAUUUCCUGAUGACUUUGCACGCCAAGGAAUGCUACUAGAGAUUUUCUUUCUUUUAAAAAAGUAUUUGGUACUUUUCCAGAAAGGUGUAAAUACUUCUUUUUAGUAUUGUGACCAAGUGUUAUCACUCAGCCAGCUUAUCCAUAUCUGGGGACUGGUGGCUGCUCUUAUUUUCCAAAUGAGGCUUAAAAGAAAGGUCUUUCUUCCCUUCUUAAAUUGUGUAAACUACAAAUUAUAAUAUAAUUUGAAAUUAUGAUUAUUUUUCAAAAGAAAUCUUUUAAACCUGUGGAAACAAUAAUUAUUUGUUAAUAUUUAUCUACCAUGAUAGCAUCAUCCCAACCAGACUUGCUGAAAAUCAACUAGUGAGGCAAAUAUAAUAUAUAUGCUGCAUAUAUAUUUAUAAUAUUUCUAGUGGGAGUUCUAUAUAAAAAGAUGAUUCUUUGGUUUUCUUCAGCCUGUGUUUGAAAGUUUUACAAAAAGCAGAGCUUUUUCCUAAGUAACUUUUCAGUUGACUAUGUGAUCCAGUUCUUCCAGCUGCUUCUGUAAUGAGGCACAUAUUAAUAUAAUUUUUACAUGGCAUCUAUGAAAGAGUUCAUUUCAUAGAGCAUAAUACUUGAGUCAUGAAUCCAAGGUAGAAAGCAAAUGAAAAGAAAACUAUUUAUGGAAUAAAUUCCAGACCUAAAAUCCAGUAUUUAAGUAAAAGUGCCAGAUGUUCUUACUGUAUUUAUUAAAACUUGUAAUAAUGUGAUUUUUCAAGGAUAUUAGUUCAAACUGAAAUAGUUUUGUGCCACCUGGAAUUCUUUAAUUUAUUUGUUGAGGUACCAUAUACUUAGGGUGCUAGAUGGCAAAUAAUGUUAAUAUGUGCAAUAGGAACUACUGGUUUGAAUGUGUAAAUGGAUGAUCUUUUUGAGUACUGGCAACACCCAGCAAAACUACUGCUUAUUCUCCAAAGAAUAUUGGGAGCUUUCAAUCCUCAGUGACUAGGAAAGAGAAGUAUUUGCCCUGUGACUGAGUUUUAUAUGGGAAUUUUAUUGAAGAUUGUUUAAUUUUGUUGUCCACCUAAAUGUUCUUAGUCAAAUAAAUGGGUGAGCUAGCAAUGACUGCA